UCGCUAAGCGAAUGGUUUAUAGGUAGUCGGUAAUCGUUCAUCUAGUAACGGCAACGCACUGUGCAAACACUGCAACUCGAUGAAGGAAACAGUGCCCAGUGGUGACAGCAAUGCCUCUACAUAAGGUGCGUCUGUCAUUUCGCAGUGGAUUUGGAACGCGACGCCACAAAUGGGACAGGGCGGCUCAAGACACCGAGCCGAGGCCCGAGUUCUCCUACUUGGCCUCGACUCAGCGGGGAAAUCAACCAUUCUCUACAGACUGAAAUAUAAUGAAUCGGUCUGUACCGUUCCCACUGUUGGUUUCAAUGUGGCGGUGAUAGAAGCCAAGAAAAGGAGAGGAAGAAUUGAUCUCACGGUAUGGGACGUGGGAGGCCAGAAGACAAUGCGACAGUACUGGAAGAGCUUCUAUCAGGGCACAGUGGGACUGGCGUUCGUGGUGGACAGCGCAGAUAGGCGAAGGUUAGACGAGGCCCGGCAGGCUCUGGAGCACGCCCUAAAAAGUGAAUUUUUGCGAGGUCUGCCGGUGGUGAUCCUCGCCAACAAGCAGGACCUCGAGGAGUCCGCCUCGGUCACAGAGAUAACAGAGCGCUUUAAUCUGAGGAAGAUGUGCGCUGAGCGGGACUGGUUCGUUCAGCCCUGCUCCGCGUUAACCGGUGCUGGGCUUGUGGACGGAUUCCAGCGAGUGGCACACUUGCUCAAACUACCGUCACAGGACGCGUUCUAGACAAUACAAAAGAGACAGUGCGUAAAUCAUAAGAUCAACAUCAAGCACCUGAAUGGAUUUGUAAUGUUUGCAAAGACAGCCACCGUUAUGGAGAAAUUACGAUGUUGUGUUUUAUUAAGGAUGGAUAUCACAUUCUACUAAACAAUAUCACAGCACAACAGGACACAAAGGAAAUCCAAAAACCGAAGUUAAUCAGUUCAGCGAGCCACUUCAUUUCGUGCUUGAGUUUGUUUUCCAAGUUUGUAUCAGUUUUGUUCCUCUGAGAAGUAUUGUCAUAAAUAAUUUGAAAUAGCUCAUAACAACUGACACGACAUUAUAGACGAAUGUGUAGAAACGCAUACAGAUUGUAAAACACACAGUGACCGUAUAUAUCUACAUAAAUUAAAUAACUUGUAUCUAA
Esox lucius (northern pike) is the source of this 1124-nucleotide messenger RNA. RefSeq names its product ADP-ribosylation factor-like 14 (gene arl14). Lineage: Eukaryota; Metazoa; Chordata; Actinopteri; Esociformes; Esocidae. Gene Ontology annotation, biological process: vesicle-mediated transport; intracellular protein transport. The record is from RefSeq and is a predicted model, not a curated record. Bases 170 to 724 code for a protein of 184 amino acids. The transcript has a single exon. Gene Ontology annotation, molecular function: GTPase activity; GTP binding. Gene Ontology annotation, cellular component: cytoplasm.